Molecule: messenger RNA, 2172 nt
Organism: Diaporthe batatas
Lineage: Eukaryota; Fungi; Ascomycota; Sordariomycetes; Diaporthales; Diaporthaceae
Exons: 4
Coding region: 27-1517 (496 amino acids)
Source: RefSeq, a predicted model, not a curated record
CAGAAUGCCCCCUCCCCCACCUUGAAAUGCUGUGGAGGGGUAAAAAAUCACUGCGCCUGGCCACAACGGGAGGGAACCUUACGUUCGCAGCUGCUACCCAAGACAUCACGAGCCCACCUUCCUACAUUACAUACCUCUCCUCGAGUCCCCUCCCCCCAAAGCUUUGUUCCCUACCCCUCUCUUCUUCCUUGCACCAGAGGUACCAAGAUACUCGGGAGACUCAUCUAGGCCCUCCUCCUUCCUCUCGCUCUUUCAACCCUCUCUCCUUACCACACCACCAACCAACCCAACUCCGUUCCAGUUCGGAACACAAUCCUGCAAUCAUGGCCACCGAAGAGAAGGAGAUCGACUACACUCUCAACAACCCCGACACCUUGACCAAGUACAAGACCGCGGCCGAGAUCUCUGAGAAGGUCCUUGCUGCCGUCAAGGAGCUCUGUGUCGCUGGCGAGAAGAUCUCCGACAUCUGCGGCAAGGGCGACCAGCUGCUCGAGGAGGAGAUCUCCAAGGUCUGGCGCGGGAAGAAGGUCUCCAAGGGUUUUGCUCACCCUACCACCGUCUCUCCCAGCUCCUAUGUCACGCCGUACACCCCGCUGAAGACGGACGAGAAGGAGGCUGCCAUUGAGCUUCAGGAGGGCGAGCCUGUCAAGAUCCAGCUUGGUGCUCAGAUCGAUGGCUUCCCCUCGAUUGUCUGCGACACCAUCAUUGUCCCGGCCAAGGACAAGAAGACCGACGUCAUCGAGGGCAAGACUGCCGACCUGAUGCUGGCCACCCACUACGCCAACGAGCUCCUCCUCAGGCUCAUGCUCCCCCCCGGAACGCUCGCAUCUGGCUCCGAGGAGGAGAAGGCCAAGGCCGCCGCCGCGAAGCCCAAGACGCAGGCUCAGAUCAACGACCUCGUCCAGAAGAUUGCCAAGAGCUACGAUGUCAGCAUCGUCGAGAGCACCACCUCCUGGCUGUUUGCCCGCAACGAGAUCGAGGACAAGAAGAAGAUCGUGCUUGCGCCGGGCGAGGGUUCCAAGGGCGACGGCACGCCUGAGAUUGGCGAGGUCUGGGGUGUCGAGAUUGGCAUGAGCUCCGGCUCGGGCAAGGUUAAGCAGCUCGACCAGCGCUCCACCCUGCACCGCCGCACUGCCCAGCAGUAUGGCCUGAAGCGGCCCACCUCUCGCAAGAUCUACUCCGAGGCCCAGAAGAAGUUCGGCUUGUUCCCCUUCAGCCUGAGGCAGUUUGAGGACGAGAAGGACGCCAAGACCGGUGUUGUCGAGUGCGUCCGCAGCGGUGUCUUCCGCCAGUACGAGCUUGUUGGCGACAAGGAUAACGCCCCAGUCGUCAGGACAUGGACGACCGUCGCCAUCACCAAGAAUGGUAUCACCAAGCUCGGAGGACCCUCCGCUUGGGACCUGACCAAGUUCAAGACCGACAACAAGAUCACGGAUGAGGAGAUCCUCAAGAUCCUCGAGCUUCCCAUUGCCAAGAACAAGGGCAAGAAGAAGAAGAAGACCACCACCGAGGCGUAGAUUGUCCCGAAGCGUUUGUCUACCGCCACAGAGGGGGCGCGUUUCAAGGUGGCAAAGUCGCUGGUUGGAUAAGAGGCUGCAACGCGGGCUUUUGGGCGAGUCUAGCACCCGCGUGUGCUGAAAGGUCAGUUGAGGUACGCGCAGCACAGUUCAUGGAACACUGCGGACUCCGGAAAUUUCCCACCCUCCAGGGAAUGGCCUCGCAGUCGACGAGCGAGUCAUCAGGCUCGCGACGCGGACGGACGGGCAGACUGUGGGAACCUCUUUCUGAGACCCGAGGAGUCAGCAGGGAGGAGGGACGGCACCGCCCAAAACGCAAUGCAAGUAGGAACAGCCCAAGAAAAGAGAAAAAAUAGACCAGCAUUGAAUGCGACGACCCGGAACAGGCUUAAUGAUGCGAUUAAAUGCGUGAGCCCAGUCGCAGCAAACCAAGGUGCCGAGCAUACACGGAUGGGCCGUCUUUCGCCGGCCCUGUGAGCACCAGUUGGCCGGUGAGUGAGCGAGUGAACGAACGAACUAUUAUACCCGGGGCGAUUGGGUUCUACCUAUCAAGAUCCACGCCACCAAGACACCUGCCGCUGCAUAUAGCUAUCGCUAUUUCUGUUGCUCCUUUUCUCUCUCUCUCUCUCUCUCUUCCCUCCCAUGCCCUUUCAGG